Messenger RNA from Eruca vesicaria subsp. sativa (arugula), 1449 nucleotides. The record is from the annotation of a GenBank genome assembly. NCBI's taxonomy places the organism in Eukaryota, Viridiplantae, Streptophyta, Magnoliopsida, Brassicales, Brassicaceae.
AUGGCGAACGGAGCUGGCAGAGUAGAUCUAGACGGCAGGGCGAUAAAGCCGAUCACGAUAUGCAUGAUCGGAGCCGGAGGUUUCAUCGGAUCGCAUCUCUGUGAAAAGCUCUUGACGGAGACUCCACACAAGGUGCUCGCGCUCGACGUUUACAACGAUAAGAUCAAGCACUUGCUGGAGCCGGAUACUGUUGAAUGGAAAGAUCGGAUCCAGUUUCAUCGCAUCAACAUCAAGCAUGAUUCCAGGCUUGAAGGACUCGUCAAGAUGGCCGAUCUGACUAUAAAUCUUGCAGCGAUCUGUACUCCAGCUGAUUACAAUACGCGUCCUCUUGAUACUAUCUACAGCAACUUCAUUGACGCACUCCCUGUUGUUAAGUACUGCUCUGAGAACAACAAGCGUCUCAUUCACUUUUCUACCUGUGAAGUAUAUGGCAAAACCAUUGGAAGCUAUCUUCCUAAAGAUCAUCCUCUGCGCCAGGAUCCUUCUUUUUAUGUUCUUAAGGAAGAUGUUUCCCCUUGCAUUUUUGGUUCCAUUGAGAAGCAGAGGUGGUCAUAUGCCUGUGCUAAGCAACUGAUUGAGAGACUUGUAUACGCUGAGGGUGCUGAGAAUGGACUGGAGUUCACCAUUGUAAGACCCUUUAACUGGAUUGGACCUAGGAUGGAUUUCAUUCCCGGCAUUGAUGGUCCUAGCGAAGGUGUCCCUCGUGUCCUGGCCUGCUUUAGUAAUAAUCUUCUGCGCCGUGAGCCUCUGAAGCUUGUGGAUGGUGGAGAGUCACAGAGAACUUUUAUCUACAUCAAAGAUGCUAUUGAAGCUGUUCUUUUGAUGAUUGAAAACCCCGAGAGAGCCAAUGGCCAUAUCUUCAAUGUAGGCAACCCGAAUAAUGAAGUUACAGUACGACAACUUGCUGAAAUGAUGACCAAGGUAUACGCAAAAGUGAGUGGAGAGGGAGCUAUUGAGAGCCCGACGGUUGAUGUGAGCUCAAAAGAAUUUUAUGGGGAAGGUUAUGAUGACAGUGACAAGAGAAUCCCAGACAUGACAAUCAUUAACCGCCAACUUGGUUGGAACCCGAAGACAUCUCUGUGGGACUUGCUGGAAUCGACCUUAACCUAUCAGCACAUGACUUAUGCAGAAGCUGUGAAGAAAUCAACAUCCAAACCAGUGGCUUCCUAAACCACAAACAAAUUCGUUAAAAUACACUAUACACAUCAUUUUGGCAUUUUGAGCUCCAUCGAUUCUUUCGUUUUGUCUACCCCAGAAAACCUUUCUUUCCAACUUCUUUAAUUCUUCCCCUUUUAUGAAACAGUAUAAAUGUUGUCCUCUCCUUUUUGCCUGUUUCUUAGGCUAUAUACGUUGCAUCUGUCAGAAAACCAAAUGUUAAUCGUUUGUAGCGAAUGAUACUACACAGUAAUGUUUGGUAUUAAAUGCUUCUUUUUCAUUUUAAGGAGAUGG